Habropoda laboriosa is the source of this 2271-nucleotide messenger RNA. It is a transcript of the gene sim, whose product is annotated as single-minded homolog 1-like. NCBI's taxonomy places the organism in Eukaryota, Metazoa, Arthropoda, Insecta, Hymenoptera, Apidae. The coding region runs from base 1 to 2271 and encodes 756 amino acids. The record is from RefSeq and is a predicted model, not a curated record. The transcript is spliced from 10 exons. Gene Ontology annotation, molecular function: RNA polymerase II transcription regulatory region sequence-specific DNA binding; protein dimerization activity; DNA-binding transcription factor activity, RNA polymerase II-specific. Gene Ontology annotation, biological process: regulation of transcription by RNA polymerase II.
AUGGGUUUAUUUGAAGUCCGUACGGCGUGCACUAGUCGUAAUUUCAGUGCAACAGACGUCGGUCGUGACAACAGUUCUUCUUCAGAUACCAUGGACCUAAGAUCACACAAUCACUAUGAUAUAAGUCACGUGAAAGGUAAUUCGAUCGCUAGCACGUCCGGCCCGCAGGAAGGCGUAACGAAAGAGAAAAGCAAGAAAGCAGCGCGUAUACGCCGCGACAGGGAGAAUCAAGAGUUUUCGGAGCUCGCCAAGCUGUUGCCCGUGCCGGACGCUCUCACUCCGCAAAUGGACAAGGCCAGCGUGAUUCGGUUGACCACCAGUUACUUGAAGCUACGAGCACUGUUUCCAUACGGGCUCGGUGAAGAAUGGGGUGCUUCCCAGCCAGGCAGCAUCUCCCUGCAAAUCGCCUUCAAGGAGGUGACUAGUUAUAUUUUGCAAGCGUUGGACGGUUUCCUCUUUGUCCUGGCGCCCGACGGCAAGAUCAUGUACAUAAGCGAAACUGCCAGCGUGCAUUUGGGAAUGGCCCAGGUGGAGCUAACGGGGAAUAGUAUUUACGAUUACAUCUACGAACAGGAUCAGGCCGAGAUGAUGUCUGUGUUGAACCUGCCGCACAGUCCAGCAGAUACGGCGAACAUCAUCUUUCCACGGGCAAAUUCUCGCGGUGAAAUCGCACUGGAGCGUAUUUUCAUUCUGAGAAUGAAGUGCAACUUGGCGAAGAGAUGCGCCGGACUAGUCACAGACGGAUACAAGGUGAUACACUGCACCGGUUAUCUAAGAUGCAUCGUGGAAGGACCAGUGGAAUCUGAGAACAAGGACGGUUGCCUUGGCUUCAGGAAUGUCGGGCUAAUGGCCGUUGGCAGUUCUUUGCCGGGACGUUGCCUGACGGAGGUGAAAUUGUAUCAGAACAUGUUCAUGUUCCGCGCGUCGUUGGACUUUAAGCUGAUCUUCGUCGACGCGAACGUGUCGCAAUUGACCGGAUACGAUCCGCCGGAUCUGAUCGAGAAGACGUUGUACCAUUACGUCCACGGAUGCGACAUGAUGCGGCUGAGAUACGCUCACCGAAUGUUGCUGAUCAAGGGACAAGUGAUAACACAGUACUACAGGUUUCUAACGAAAACAGGAGGAUGGGUGUGGAUGCAGUCGCACGUCACGAUCGUGCACAACUCCCGAAGUUCCCGGCCGCAGUGCAUCGUGUCGGUGAACUACGUGUUGACGAAACCGGAGAACACGGACCUGCUGUUGAACUGCGAGCAAAAGUCCUACUGCUCGAACCCGAGCAAUCCUCCCAGCACACCUCUGUCGACGCCGACAACCAGCGGAAGCGGCAACGAGCUGGACAAUCACAGUCCGAGUUCACCGGCGUAUCGAGGCAGAUCGAAGGAAUCGCCUGAUAACGAUUACGCGAACGGAGCAGCGUAUCCCAGGCCUGAAUACGUCGAUCUGACCAAUCACAAUCAUUAUCUGUCGCCACCUUAUCAGCCGCAAAACGUCAGCAACAGCUCUCACGAGGACAAUUCGAAUUACAAUCCCGAUUGGUUCUUCCCCUACGGAGAGAUACAUCAAGAUCCCCUGGCUACGGUACCGCAGCAACAAGAAGCUCAGCAUCCACAUCCGCUGCAUUACGCUAGUUCUCCCUCGAACCUCCAGCAACACAGUCCUCAGAACGCUCAACAGAAGCACCAGCAUUCUCCUCACUUGCUCGACCAUCCAACACCGCCAGCGAGUCUACCACAACCGCAACCACAGCCACAACCACAGCCGCAACCACAGCCGCAGCCACAACCUCAGCAACAACAGCACAGCCCGCCGAGUAGCCAACAGAACAGACCUUACUCGACGUCGUCGAGCUCCUGUUGCAGCACAGACGCGAUGGAUAAUCAUCUACCGAGCCCUCUGAGUCUCUACCCUCUGUCACACGGUUAUUAUUCUUACUAUCAACACUACAUGCCCGACUCUGCGUCGUCCAACUUGAACGAAGCUGGCGGCGUGAUAAUGUAUCCUAACUGCGGUUUGAACAACGAAAAUCACAACGCUACACCGAGUACCAGCGAUUCGAGCAACGUUCAACAUUACGAGUCGCUUUAUCAACCACACUCGAAUCAUUACAACACCAACAACAAUCCAGCGAAGCAUUCUCAUCAUCAUUUGGAAUCGUCGUCGGCUGGUUACACCAGUGUGAUCGUCGAUUCGCAGCAAUACAGCCCGAGCUCGGUGCAGGAUCUGAUUCACUAUCAUCAUCAUCACGAAGCACACCAUCAAUUCGUUCACUGA